This is a messenger RNA of Funneliformis geosporum, 267 nucleotides long. The record is from the annotation of a GenBank genome assembly. Lineage: Eukaryota; Fungi; Glomeromycota; Glomeromycetes; Glomerales; Glomeraceae.
AUGGAAUGUUUAUUUUGUAAAAUUGUCAAAGAAAUAAAAAGCCUUGCUGCUAAAAAAGAAGUUUAUUUAGUAGGAGAAAAUGAAGAAGUAAUAGCCAUUUUAGACAAGUUUCCAGUCAGUGAUGAAGUUAUUAGCAAAUUAGUAGCAGUUUUUAAACCAGCCGGAUUUAAUAUUAUUAGUAAUAUGGAGAAAAUAGCUGCUCAAAGCAUUUUUCACUUACAUAUCCAUAUUAUUCCAAAAUACAUAGAAAGUGAAGGGUUUAUUUGA